GUUUGAAAAAAAAGGUGAGCGUAGCAGCGACAACAACCAGCAGCAGGCGUUUAAGCGCUUCCCAUAAUGCACUCCCCGAUCAUCAGCGGGAAACCAAAAUGGCGAACGUGUUGGGGGAAAAUGAACCGUUUGUUAUUUUCUGAGACAGGCGCGAGCUCCACCAGCUCUCCAAACACAUGUUUGAAAUAAAUUGAAGGAUCGAAGAAGCGGGAGUACGGGGGGAAACUCAUAUCCUCCAAUUUUCAUCGUUCGAGACAUUUGUAGAAGCGGAGGUGACCGAAUGAGGUAUUGAUGUCAUCAUGUUUUCCUCCUGUGGGGGGGUGUGGGUCCGACGGUCAGCGACCUGUCCGGGGUUAACGGCUCUGCAUGCGGCUUAGUCACCCUAACAGCUUGGCCUGGCUGUUGCUGAAUCAUAUAUUAUACAUAAGACGUCGCAGCGUUAUCGCAAACUGUGCCCGUCCUCUGCAGCAGCUACAGAGCAGACUCAAUAUCCGAACAAAGGGAGCCUCAGACUGACGGGCAGGGGUAUAAAUGAAAAUGAAAUUUAAAACAAUUAUCAAUAAUUUAUCACAAUCAAACCAGUCCAGCAGCUUAACAGUUGCCAGUAAACAUAUCAAGUGGUAAAAUUGUGUAAAUAAACUCUCACAUUUAAGUGCCAGUCGAUGAUAAUUCCUGCUAACUCUUGUGUAGUUCUGUGUUUGAUGUGGUAUAUAGUCAAAAAGUCAGCAUUGCCCCCCAGCCAUCUUAAUGACUGCUAGGCUUUCGUUAAUUGCCAAUUAGCACUAAUCAUGAGUACAAUCACCUGUUGUUUGUGUCCAGGGAAGUGGAAAUGGCAUGCUUUUCAUUUUCAGCCAGUGCUUUGAAUCCCUUUUUAACACUCUACAAUGUAUUCUUGUACUCACCAUGACAGCCACACAUACAGGACAGCAUUUAAACAGAGAUGCACAGAAUUGAGGGUGGUACUGUGGUAAUAUUUAACUGAUAGUCAAAGAUAAAGUAAAGAUAUUGUUAGUGCAAGCUCAAUGGAUAUGUGUUUGUUUUUACAGUUUUUAAUGGCAUAGAUUCGAUUAGCAGAUGUGAAAAGUAGCUUUUUUACAGGGUAAGAAGUUUUUUCAGACCUUUGCUGUCUAUGCGUCAGUUCUUAAAAGCUAUGGACAUUAGAGAGAUCAAAUAAAAUGAGGAAAAAACCCUUCACCUUUACCCCACAGAUUACAAAUGUUAGAUUAACAAAGCAAGGCCCACCUGAAGCACAUGCACAUUUGGAAAAUUUGACCCCCUUAUCAUUGAUACAUCUCCCUGCUUAUUUUUUUUCCUAUCUUUUCCCUGUUUUUCAGAGACUCGGGAGUUGUGGACCACCUGUCUGUCCAUCACAGAGCUUACCCCCAGCGGCAGCAGCAGCAGCAGCAUGCUGUGUCUCUGUCCCCCACUAGCCUCUCUGUGAGAGGAGAGUAUGGAGAGGACAGCAUGUCUGACAGGUUUACAGAAGGGCAGGACGUCUUGGCCCGGUGGUCAGACGGCUUGUUCUACCUGGGGACAAUAACAAAGGUUAGCUUGAAGUGGACAAUCACUGGGUUAUAGGAGCUUUCUAUCACGGUACAAGCACAUAGUACACCAGAUUUAAAUUCCUGGAUUUAUGCACCUUUGCUUGGAUUUCUAGUGUGCUAAAACCGCUGGAUUAGGGGGCCUUCAGGUUCAAAUAUGUUAUUUUUAUAUAUAUUUUUUCAGCAAAUUUCACAAGCUUUGAAAUUUUUUAUUUGUAGCUUUGCAGUUUUGUUCAUAGGACACAGUCUCCUCUCCUUGCAUAAAUUUUUGAAUUCCAGGAUGAGACAUUAAUUUUUGAGCUAUUAGAUAAGUAUGUGAGUUGUCCUAAUUUAACCCAAAAACACCCACUGGUGUUAAAGAAGACACAAACCUUCUUUUUUUCCUCCAUCAGAUAAACCGGGACAAGCAGAGAUGCUUUGUGGUUUUUGAGGAUCGGUCAAAGUCUUGGGUCCUCUGGAAGGAUAUUCAGACUGGUAAGACCUGAAAACUUGGAGAUGUAUAUGUUUGUGAAAACUUGUUUCUCAUUAAGGAAUAAAAAGACAGGCAUGGAUAAUCAAACAACAUGAAUGCUAUUUGUUUUAUCUGGCAGCAUCUGUAGUUCAUUCUCUUCACUGUUUAGUAGUCAUUUAUUUGAAUUCAUAGGCAGUUGCACACCACUGCCUGCCCUUGACUGUCUUAUCUUCCCUCUCCUGAUGCUGGCAGUUAACUGUCCCCAGUGUCUGACAUCAAUACAACAGCAGUGACCGUGCACAUGCAGCAUGUACUGUGUUACAGUGUCUGUGUCACAAGUUUCCAGCAGUUAAAAUUUGUUGUUUUUUGCUGACCUCCAGUGGAGGUGAUGAAUAAAUGUACUUGCAGUGUUUCCCAAUAGAUCGCUCCCUGCUAAGGUUAAAGCUCAAUACACAGUCAAUCUUCUAUUAAAGGAAAACUUCCAACACCAUGUGUGUAGCUGUCAUUGAUGCAUUAAAAUUCCUGUAGUGGUGGUGCCAGGUUGGUCUAUUUUCCACUUGUCAAACAGGUCUCUUUUCUGUAUCUGAAAUGCUCCACCCAAGUUUCUCUCUUUUGUAGAUGUCCAUUUUGGAUCCUGUCUUAUUCACCGACUACCCUGGGGCAAACCCUGUGUCGGCAGUGUGGUGUAGAUUUUGACUACAACACAAAUGUAACUCAGCUCUUCGCCCUGUAUAGGAUGUUGCAGCUGAAUAACUCUGAAUCAGAAGUCACAGUCACAGGCAUUGGACCCUUUGCCCCAAGUUUUGGCUAAAAUAUUACUCUGUCCUACAGCUUGAGUACUCCAUCAAGUCAUGCAGUCCCAUUUUGCUCAACUGAGACAGUUCACUAAUAUUCGGUCUUUCCUUACGCCUGCUGACUUGGAAAAAGUCAUCCAUGCAUUAAUAUCGUUCAGACUAGACUACUUUAAUGCACUGAACUCCAGGAUCAGCAAGUUUCCAAAGAGGUGAUCGAAAUUGCAAGUGCACUGUUACAUGUUAAAACACUUUUCAAAGCCUAGCUGCUCUUGAUUUUCUCUGGUCUUACAUGUAUAAAAGAGAAUUUAGAUUAUUUGCUCUGACUUUCUUUUAUCUUUUUUAGGGGAUGAGGAUGAUGACGACGAUGAUGACGAUGACAUUGUUUGCUCCAUAUGCCAGGAUGAAACCUCAGAGGAACCCAAUGAGAUUGUCAUUUGUGACAAAUGUGGACAAGGUACUUUCCAUUAAGUCUGAUUCUCCAAAUCUUGCUUUAAAUGAGUAUUUUUCUCAUUCAGUCUUUAGGGCUUCUUUGUCUUGUCAUCAGGUCACAUUAGCCCCACUUCAGAGAAUUGUCAAAUAGAUGGAAACUUGAUGUUAACAAGUUGAUUGUCUUUUAGGCUACCAUCAGCUGUGCCACACCCCAAUAAUAAAUGCCUCAGUCAUAGACUCUGAUGACAAGUGGCUCUGCUCGGAGUGUGAGCUGACCUCUUUACCAAAGGUAUAGCAUUGGAAUAGAAUUACGCUGAAAUAUGUUUUUAUAUGUCGUUUUUUUCUCUGAUUUAACUUCAACUCAGAUUUCUUUGGAUCACAUUAUAUGGUUUGCUAAAGUAAUUGCUGUAAACAUCAACACAGUUAUAUGUGGGAUUUAAUAACCAUUUUGUCUGUCUGGUUCACAGAGGGGGAGCUCACACAGGAGGGGAGCGUCUGCUAAAAGCUACCUGCAGCAGGAGCAGCAUCAGCACAUGGGGUUACACCUAUCCUUCCCCUAUGCCCUAGAGGACUUGGUGUGGGACGAGGGCCACAAGACCAACAGCCAGCAGUGCUAUUGCUACUGUGGAGGUCCAGGAGAGUGAGUAGAUCAUCUUAAAGACCAGAUCUCAAAAUCCUUAUGAAUGAGGAUGCCCGUGUCUAACAGAAAAACAUGUUUGUGGGGCACCAGUUUGUCCUACUGGUUUUAUUACUCAACCCAUGUACGAAGGCGAUUGUCCUUGAAGCAAGCGGCUCAGUUUUGAUUCAUGCUCUCCAGGCCUAGUUGCACGUCAAUUCAAAUAACUCUUUCCUAAUUUUUCUACUCUUCCCUCUGUCUUUCCUCAAAUCCUGGUCAUAAAAUAUAUCUUCACCUGUUUUUCUUCACCAACAUUUCUCUUUCUCUUAACCCAUAGCUGGUACCUGAAGAUGAUGCAGUGUGAAAGGUGUCAGCAGUGGUUCCAUGAGGCGUGUCUUCAAUGCUUGAAAAUGCCCAUGCUCUAUGGGGAUAGGUAAUACAGCAGCCUCAUUCUGACUUCAUAAAGCAUUAGUCUACGCUUUUAAAAUCUUUCCCUUUUUCAUGCAUAAACUGAGGUUGUUGUGUUUGUUUUGAUUUUUAGGUUUUAUCUGUUUGUCUGUUCUGUUUGCAACGGUGGACCAGAGUACCUCAGCCGACUGCCUCUUACCUGGUGGGUCACUCUCAAGAUUUUUUAAAUAUAAGAUGGAUAGCUUUCUUUUUAAAAUACUAUACUUUUUAUGAGAUACACAAACAUAGUAUCCCAUCUUUACAAAGUGGUGCUAUCAUGUACAGUUUUCAGUUUUUUUUCAGAAACAAUGCCUCUGUAUGAAUCCUUAUAAUUCUUGCAUCCUCCCAACAUUUGUCUCUCUUUUUUACACGAGAUUCAAAACAGUAAAAACAGCUUUCACUGAAUGAUUUCAGGGAUGAUGUGACACACUUGAGCCUGUUCAACUUGAGUGUGAUCCACAAGAAGAAGUACUUUGACUCCGAGAUGGUUCUGAUGACAUACAUCAAUGAUAACUGGGAGCUGCUGCAGCUUGGGGAGGUAAAGGCUCUAAAAACUACCUCACAUUUGUUUAUUUACCAUCCUUGAUUUGUAAUGCAUCAGUACCAGCUCUGGACGCUUGCAUAUGCUGAGAAAUGUUUUUUUUUUUUAGUGUUUCAUGCCGUUCAAAAAGACACACAUUUUCUCUGUAUAGCGUAGCAUUCCCUUCUACAUCAAAGAAUUCAUGUUUUAGAUUUAACUUGAACUUGUUGGCUGUUUCCUUUUUAAUAUUUUGCAGUGAAAUCUAUCAUUACUCUAAGUGGGGCAGGGACUUGAAAGCCACAUUUUUAGCCUGCUCUAGAGGUUUAAUCAUUUUAAAAUUAUCCCAGGCUGCCAAAUUGUUUUUUCUACCAUAUGGUGUUGAUUUUCUGAAAAUAGAUUCUUUUCUCUUCUUGCACCCUGUUUUUUCUGUUCGGUGGCCUCCCCUCCCUCGUCCCUGCAGCUCGCCAACACUCCCAUAUCACAGCGAUAUGAAUGUGUUCUGGAGGCAUUAAAAAACAACAGCAGCAUGUGAGUUGUCCCCAUUGGUUUAUGUUCAACCCUAUUUCUCUUUUUCCAAACCGAACCUGACAUGCCUCCCUCUCUUCCAGGUUCAUGUCAGGGAAGGAAGUAAAGAAGAAGAAGCACUUGUUUGGGCUGCGAAUCCGUUUCCCCCCUGUCCCCCCUAACUGUGAAGAGCCGACCAGCAGAGUGAUGGAGAGGGCUUCACACAAGAUCACCAUCAAGGGAUGCAAGUCCAACAAAGCCCUGUCUAGUGAGAGGUAGGAUGGAAAUUUAAGACAUAGGGAGUUCAUCAAAUAUCUUGAAAUUCUCGGAUGUUAUGAAACAAAAAAAUCCCCUUUUCUGGUGACUGAUAUAAAACUAUAGAAAAGGGGAUGAAGUGUAUUUCAAUAUUUCCCUGCCCUUUGAUUUGUUUCAUAAUAUGUGAGGCUUAGCUAUCAUCCUGUUUGUUAUGUCCAACUGUCAUUACUUAUGAACCUGUUUUGAACUUGCAGUACUUUAACCAAUGGCACAGAAAAGAAGAAAAAGAGGAAGCAAGAAACACGUUCUCUGUCCAAACCCCAACGCUCCAGUGAACUCUUAGCCCAGGUGUGUGAUUGUUUUUGGUGUGUGUGUGUAUCCUUGUUGAGAAGUGUCGUAGAAACACAAAAUGUUAAACAUUUCUUCGCCAGAGGAUAUUUGGAAACCUUCAGAUUAAAAGCGAAAUUGUUGAGAAAUGCCAACGUUUUUAUCCAUCUUUUUGUUUGGACAGGAGAAGAGGAGACCUCUGCCACUGGAGGCACACACAUUAGAUCAUUUAACCUCGAUCAAGUAAGUGUGCAACAGCAGAGACCUCUCUCUUAACGGUUUUGAUUAUCAGCCCUGUAGAUGUGAGGCAGCUGUAUUGGUAUGGUUGUUUCUUAUACCUUUUCUUGAAUUAACAAGGUAGUAACAUGAAAUUUAAAUGAACUGAUUAAUGAAUUAUCUGACUGUUUUAAUAUCUUUUCUCUUUUCUUUUAACUCGCCCGCUAACACCAGGAGUGAGCAGUCUUUGCUGUCCAUAGGAUCCAUAGAAGCCCUGAGCACCACAGAAUCUACCUCAACUAGCAUUUCAAGACAGUCAAGGUAUUCUUAAGAUGUAACCGGGCAUUUAACCCUUUGUCCUGUUUGUUGCAAUGUUAGUUGACACCAGACUGGUAUAGCCUAGUGUCAACAGCCUAGUGUCUACAAACCAAUCAUCAGCUCAUUUUUAUUCUGCACCUGCAGGUAGGUGUGGAGAUGUUAACACUCUAAAUGAUUUUGAUUUAAAUAACAGUGGCGAGUUCCAGGAUAAAGCGAUACAGGAGCCCUGUCUGAUGCCACUUCAGCACUUUUGUAAACAACAGAGAUGGCAGCGUCUGCCUCCGAGAGGAAUGAUGAUGGAUUUUUAUUCAAGCAGCAACAGUCAUUUACAAACAUCCUGAUGCUUCGCUACAUGCCACUGUCAGUUUAUAUUUUCUGCCACUCUGUGCUACAUUACACAGAGUUGAUGUGAUUGGCUGUAAGAAUUUCCUGUCUCUCCCAGAGGCCCUUCUGCACACAGCCUUUGCUAAUGCCUCCCAGAAAAUGAAAUAAACUAGAAGCUUGGGUGAUGCUGGGCUGCAGCUGCUGCUUAAUCUUUUAACUUUUCCCUAUCCAUCACUUUGUGUGGAAAGUUUCAAAUUUUCACAUUUAUCGCCCAUUCUGGAUCCAUAGCUUUGCACAGACAACAAAGUAUAGCAGAGAUAGAACAGUCCCGCCUUGACCAGGCUGCAAAAUAAUUCAAAUGGUUGCAGCUAUGGUUUUAAAACUGAAUUUAAGUUCAGCAGUUUAAUUUUGUUCUAGAAAGGUCCCACAGCCUCACAUAACUGUAGACUGUGUUUGUUUUUAACUGUUUAUUUUCAUGUUUUUUUCUUCCCAACAACCCUUAAGCCUCUGUAGCUCCAGCAAGACACGCACUACAGCCAGCACCAAGUCUGUUUCGGCUCCACCCUUAAAAAGGAAACGAGGGCGACCAAGACGUGCCCUGCAGCCCCCAAAGCCAGAGAUCCCCCCACCCACCCAUGCAGAUCCAGACCCAUCAGCGACCGAAGUUGUGACCCCACUCCCAGGGCUUCACUCCGCAGACAUUGUUCAUGGCAUGGACCCCAACAGCCAGCUCUCCCACCUCAAAAGCUCCAUCAGCAGCUAUUUUGGAGCUGCAGGGCGGCUGGCUUGUGGGGAAAAGUACAAAGUCCUGGCUCGAAGGGUCACCUUGGACGGCAAGGUGCAGUACCUGGUGGAGUGGGAGGGUGUCACUGCCUCCUAGUCUCAUUAUAGUGAACACCAUGUGUAACCUCUAACAAGAGGCUCCUGGAGGUUAAUGGCUGUGCUGAGGACGAAUGUACACAGCAUGCAUUCUAAGCAUUAAUCGAAUUAUGCCUUUGUUUAGUAUAGACAAGAGGACGUUUUGCUUGAUAAGCUCAUUGUAAAGCCCUCUGGGUCAGUGCAGGGUGAUCAUGUUGUUCAUUACUGUCUUUCAUUAUGUUUAAAGAUUAGAAUUCAUUUUGUAAACCUGAGGCACUGUCAUUAGGUCUGUUUUUCUGCUUUCAACUUUGAGCGUCUGCUUUGAAUGUUUACAGGAUCCCCAUUUUUUAGAGGCAAAUAGUUGAUCACUGCAAUGCACCAGAAGGCUUUCAUUGACUUAUUCUGCUUUAUUUUCAAUCCAGUGAUGUGCUUUACAUUUCCAGACCAUUGAGGUAGGAAACUUUGUUUUUUGACAGAAUGUAGCUGGUCAGGCAUUCAAUGUAUGUGUCAGUGAGCGUGGAGAGGAAGAAGGGUAAUUUCAUUAGUUUCCCGUCAUGCAACUAUUUACAAAUGUUCUGGUUAAUAUUCGUCAUUUUUUUUGUAGUAUGACAAAGUUUAUGUUCACUCACAACCACGUCCCCUCUUUCUCUAGUCCCAUCUUUGAGUACCUCUCGUUGCCUUGGGUCGACGUAUCUGUAAGUUGUGUUUUGGAAAGCGUGCUCAGUUGUGAGCAGUUCAGGAGAGACUGAAAACAUAAGAGAUGUGCUGCUGCAAAUGUUUUAUAUAUAUUUGUACUACAUUUAUUAUAGCCCUGUUUCUUUUUACUUUUUUUUUCAUAUGCUUUUUUCUGUUGAGUUCGGCAGAUGUCUCUGGUUUCCUUUCUUUUUUUAGUAGGGAUUGCACAUAUCAAAUCUGCAAGGCUAUUAUCUCAUUUAAACAGAAUUUGGGCUUUUCAGUUCAAGCAGCAGCAUUUUCAAAGUGUGAAGUUCUUUUUUUAUUACUCUUUUAUAUUGGUUGAAUUCAGUUUGAACCUAAAUGUGGUGUGUUGAAAAAUAGCCUCUUCAUAAAGAGUGCCAUUUUGUUGUAAAAUUAUUCAGGAGCCCAAACCCAACAGAACUUUUUCAUAACAUUUUCAUUUGACAUUGGUAAAAGAUUAACUUUGAAAGCUUAAAGGACCUAUUGAGUUUUUUUGCUUUAUUUGAUAGUAUUUCAUAAAAUAAAGUGUUGAUAUGAAUGUUGAUACACCUAUUUCAUCUACUAAGUGUUCAGAAUUGUUUGCCUUCUUUGCUGCCUAUGCAAGUAAGUCCAGGAUAAUGUCGUUCGGUCGUUUUUUGACCGUAUGGCUUUACAGAGAGAAAGUCCGGUGAUGUGAUGUGAUGAUUCAAGUUGCUUUUUAUUUUUUUAAUGCAUAAAAUGGGUGAGAAAACAAAAACAAAAUAUCAACAUAAAGAUGCACUCAGAUUUCUUUUCCUUUUGCAGUCAUGUAGUCUACACACUCAGGAUAUGCCCGAAAACUUCACUGUAUUGUAAGGGCCAGCAUUUGCAGCUUGACAGGAAGUUUUGAUCUAAGUUAUUCUCAGUGUUGUUGGUCAGUAUUUUAUGUCAUAUGCUGCAUUUUCAUAUUGCUUUUGCCCAUAUGUAUGCAUGUUUUUCUUUGUGAGCAAAAACUAAAAAGUAGACUUUUUAUUUUUUACUGCUACACAUAACCACUGGAAAACCAAUAUGCUGUAUAUAACUACAAGAGGUAAAUAUUCAGUUUGUCCGGCUCUUUAUUUUGGGUUUAUGUACAGAUGGACACACCGUUUUGACAUUGAUACCUCCUGGAUGUAGUCAUUUGAUGCUUCUCUCUCUGUUCAGCCAGUUCCGGCCAACAUGUUGCUCACACUGGCUUUCAGCAGGCCUCUGUAGCCAAAGAACAUUCAUGUCUGCUUUUGUCUCUUCGAGAUUCUUCUUAUUACAUUUUAUACAUCAUGAUAUAGGUUGACUUGUUACUUAUGAACCUGUUUAGUAAAGUAUAAAUAAAAGCCGAUAUUUUGAACUGUUGA
Messenger RNA from Xyrichtys novacula (pearly razorfish), 9645 nucleotides. The record is from the annotation of a GenBank genome assembly. NCBI's taxonomy places the organism in Eukaryota, Metazoa, Chordata, Actinopteri, Labriformes, Labridae.